UCGCCUGGGGCGCCCAUUGUUCAUCUAUUACAUUAUUGAUCCGGCUAUAUAUUCCGCCUCCAACAGGAGUGAGUCCACAGACUCGUAGAAGCACCAGUGCAGAUUGCUUGAGAAGAAGGCACGCGUUUACUUAGCUGGUUAUAUCACUGCAAAGACAAUGGCGAUGAAGGCUUUUCAUGUCUUAACGUUUGCUACGGCGCUUAUUGUCGUUCUUUCAGUGAUGUCUUCCGUUUGGGCCGAGGAGGAGGAAGAGGAGAACUUCUUACCCGUAGAUGAAAGAAGCGCAGAGGAAGAAGAGGCAACCCUGGAGGAGCUCCUAGCAGAUAUCUUGGCGAGACUACGCGGGAAUGAAGAAGAGAAACGUGGGCUGGGCAAGUUUGGAAGAAGGCCUCUUCGCCAGUGCAGAGGCAACAGCAUGUGCAAGAUUUUCUACGGCUCCAGACCCAAGACCAUCUGCUCCUGCCCCAGGGACACUGAGUGCAUGGCGCCCCCUAACAGCCGGUUCAAGUACCGCUGCAUGUAAAGGGAUAAGAAUUAUCAAGUGGUCAGGAGAAGGCGAGGAUCGGAUCUCAUGACCUUUGCGACGGACGAAGACAUACACGUCAAAAUAGCAAUAUAUAUGUGGUGUACCGUUAACGCGUUAUUGUUAGCAUAGGUGUUUGUAGGUAGACUCAAGAACAUACAAAUACUCUAUCCACACUACGGAAGAUCUUUCCAUUUGAAAGGUCCAUUGCAUAUACUAGUUACCGUCUUGGGUGCCCUUUAUUGUGUAUUUGAUUAUAAAAUAAUGUGACAUUACUGUGUAAUGUAUUACAUGUGAAGGGAUCACCAACGUUAGAAAGAAUGUAUUGAAAAUGUAGUGAAUGUUCUAAUUCCAAACGACCACUUUUCUUGGUAUUCAAAAACGAGAGUUUUGUGAAGGUGUGAACUAUUUACAACAAGGGUCUAACGAUAUCGGACAGUAAUGGCAAUAUUGUCAUAAAAUGCUGGAAAUCAAGAUGUUUGGCUGUUAUUCUCUAACAACUUAGGUUGUGUUCUUGUAGAGGUCAUAAAAUGCUGGAAAUCAAGAUGUUUGGCUGUUAUUCUCUAACAACUUAGGUUGUGUUCUUGUAGAGGUCAUAACAUGCUGGAAAUCAAGAUGUUUGGCUGUUAUUCUCUAACAACUUAGGUUGUGUUCUUAUAGAGGUUUGAAGUUUGUCCGGGUAUACACGUCAUGCGCGAUGUGUGCCGUUUACCAGUACACUGUAGUGCGUUUGGAGAAUCUCUGUCAAAGUAUAUGGUCGGAAUGGAAAAAAAAUGUCGUCAGUUUGUUACUAUAACUCCUGUUUUUCUGGAUGGACACGGGAAUAAUAAAACCGCGAAUAAUAAAA
Branchiostoma floridae (Florida lancelet) is the source of this 1370-nucleotide messenger RNA. RefSeq lists its product as uncharacterized. Bases 158 to 523 code for a protein of 121 amino acids. Lineage: Eukaryota; Metazoa; Chordata; Leptocardii; Amphioxiformes; Branchiostomatidae. The transcript has 4 exons. The record is from RefSeq and is a predicted model, not a curated record.